GACUGAUCACGUGAUUAAUAGUGUAGUACAUGUCAAUAAUAGGAAAAAGACAUGUGAUGUCACCGAGUUAUGGAGCCCGUCUUUAAAGUUCCAGUUUAGGAGAGCUGGGAACCUACAGAUUGUACUGUUUUCCUGCCGAGACUGCUGCCCUAUGAAGGCGUGAAAGGAUGUCAGCUCCCCCUGGUGGCGAGGCCACACUUGUACAGAGUCUGGCGACACUGCUGAGGAACUCUGGCGACUCAGUGCUGGAUGGGACCAGCACGCUGACGCUGAAAGUGACCCACCUGCAGCAGUUGACGCGUCUCUUCGAGCGCUACCUACUGUCACGGACGCACCAACAUGGCUUCCUGGCCCUGCCAUCACACCCGGCCGACACCUCCUCCCUGUUGCAGCUGCAGCUCCUCUUCGACAUCCUGCAGAAGACGGUUUCCCUCAAGCUGAUUCACCCUCCUGGCCCUAGGUUGCAGUCUGUGGUGAAGAUCUUCCCUUUCAAGUCCCUCAGGUGCUUGGAGCUGAAGCGUGUGCCCCCGCACAGUCUGGAGGGCCUCAGAGCAGUCUACUCCCAAUUGGAGGUCUUUAUGUGCUCAAAGAGCAUCAGCUCCCUGGAGGAGCUCCUCUCCCUCUGCGGAGGGGACCUCAGCUCUGCUAUGCCCUGGUUGGAGCUGCACACUCUCAACUUCAGCUACAACUCCGUCGUAAGCCUCGACGAAUCUCUGAGUUUGCUCAAUGUCCUGAAGUCCUUGGACCUGAGCCACAACAAGAUACAGGACUGCAGUAAGUUCCUCCUGCCUCUCAGUGAACUGGAGCACCUGAACCUGGGAUACAACUUCCUGCAGAGGAUGCCCUUUUUGGGUCUGGGUGGCCGUGCCCGGCUUGUCACACUGAUCCUCAGGAACAAUGAGCUGGAGACCAUCAAUGGGGUGGAGCAGCUCUCUAGCCUGCAGCAUCUGGACCUGGCAUACAACCUGCUGCUGGAGCACUCCCAGCUCGCACCCUUAUCGCUCCUGCACUGCCUCAGCAUGCUCCAGCUGGAAGGGAACCCUCUGUACUUCCACAGAAGCCACAGGACCAGCACGGUGAAACACCUCUCCCCAAAGGCGGCGCUGAGCAGGUUCAAACUGGACGGCAGCUUCCUGACAUCCUCUGAGCUGGCUGUUCUGCCCAAGUCAGGGCAGUUGAUUGGACAACUGGGGCAGACCAUGCCUCCAGUUGCCAUAGUGCCCGAGCGGGGGGCCACAGAAGUUUCCAGCGGAGGUGGGGACAUGAGUGACAGCCUCUCUGUGAGUGAACCGGGGGUGACACGGUUACCAAAAAAGAAAUCCAAGAACAGGGUGCGUGUGAGGAGAGCUAGCAUUUCUGAGCCAAGUGACACAGACCAUGAGUCCAAGGCCAUGGUCAUCCGGCACGACAUCGUGCUCCACCACCAGAAGGAAAUCGAGAGGAUGGACGUGUUCCGUGAGCAGCUGGGUGAAGACUGGCUGCGCUAUCAGCACCACCUGGAUGUGGUGCUGGUGAGGCAGACAGAUCCAGCCUCUGGGGCGCUGGCUGUCAAUGGCCACUGUGUCCUCAACUCUACCCACAUCACGGGCCAUGCUGUAGCCCCCUCUGACAGUCUCCCCACCCCCUUGCUCCCUCCUGAGCCCAGAGAAACUGGGUCUGACCCGGAGACAGAGUCUACACUUCAGUGGCCUGGCUGCAGCCCUGGGGAAGGGGAGUCCACCCUGGAGACCAGCCUGAGGGUCCCGACAGUCGUGGGUGUUGAGGCUGCCCCAGAGGAGGAGGAGCUUGGAGUGGACCAGUGUCUUCCCCUGCUGGUUGGAGUGAUUUUGGACUCAGCGGGGAAACCGGAUGACAGGAAGUUGCCCUGCCCACUGUUCCUGCGGGUCAAACCAGGUCACCUGCUUGAGGUGGAUAUGCACAGCGGAGCUGUUCUGGUCCGACUGGAGCUGGACAGCCUGAGGGACGUCACCACCUCCGAGGCCGUGUGGGCGGACAAGGUAGGAGAGCGCACGCUGCCUUCGCUGCACCUGAACUUCAGCUACAUCAGCCGCAUGCGGCGUAAACGGCAGUAUGUGCUGCUAGAUGACAACCCCCAGGUGGCACUACAGGCGCUGGUUGACAUCCUGUCACAUGUUGCUGAGGACAACGGGCGCCAGGCAGCGGAACAGCUGCUGGGUACCCCCCUGCAGUGUCUGAGGUGUCAAGCUGAGUUCCUCCAUCGGGGGCGUUGCCAGGACCAGGAGCUCGAAGACACGGAAGCAGGACGGGACUCAGCUGGAGAUGCCUUGGCCUGCCCAAAAUGUGGCAGUGAUCACGUGGUGCAGCGAGCUGUUUGUCAGGGGCCCUCCACCAGCACUCCCGGCCUGUGCUUGAGCGAGGCAGAUAAUGCCGUCCCGAGCUUCACCUUUGAGGAUGGGGCCGUCGCCUCCAGCACUCUGAACCCAAAGGCUGAGGCCCUCAGCAGCACAAGCCCCCCGCGGACAACGCAGGAGCAAACAGCAGAGGAGAAAUCUCAGCUCACUGAGACAUUCCUUACUGCCAGGAGCAGCACCUGUCUGGGAUCAGAGGGGCUACAGGCCUUCCACACCCCCAACAGGUUGCACGUGGAAGUGGCCCCUCCCUCAGCCCACGGCAGGGAAUUGGACUUUGCGACCAGCUUGAGUUAUAGCUACAGCACGCCCCGGCUCGCGCCAAACGCCACCCCCCCUGCUGAGGGGUCCAGCCCAGCCCAGAUUGACCUGCUCUCUGAGGACUUUGAGGCUGUGGAUCACCGGCUGAAGCUCUACCUAGACAUGGAGGUGUUUGAGGAGGACUCAGAGGAGCUUCGCUGUUUCCUCAAGAUGUCGGUGGUGAGGUCUGGCCAGGCCGAGGAGUUUGCAUCCCUCCUGGUGGUGUCAGACCAGCGCUUCUACUUCCUGGAGAUCACCUCAGAAAUGCAAGGCCAGCCGUCUGAUUGGCUGAAGAAGAGGAAGCACCACCGUGUGGCUGACCUCUGCUACUUGGAGGUGGGCCUGGGCUCUCAGAGCUUGCACAUGCAGUUCGAGGAUGGAGGUCCCGCAUCCUACACCCUGCUGGUGCGCCAUAACACACGCUGCAAGCGGUUCUUUAACCUUCUCACAGGCAUCGCCCGGGAGUUGGCCUCCGAGUGUGACAGCCAUCUGCGCUCCAUCUCCACUUCGCGACUGCACCCCAAGCACCCCCUCUGGUCUCUGGUGUAUGACACCAGCUCCUCUGAUGGUGUGGAAGACUUCCAGCUGCACUUCUUCUACCUGCUGGCCUUUGUGCAACGAGACGGCCAUUUUACCCCAGUGACAGUGCUAGCCACUGAGGAUACUCUCUACCUGCUAAAGGAAGACCACCAAUGGAGCAAGAGCCCGCCUAGCUCCUCAUCCAAUGAGAUCACACCUUUCCAUGGAGAAAAGGUCAUAGUUCAGGAGAGUCAGCCAGUCAGUUGUGUCAGCUCCAUCCAUCUGUUCUCCUGUGACCCUUUCCGCAUUGACAUCAACCUUUAUGAUGAGAUGCUGCAGGUACAGAAGACAUGGGCUCUGAAGACUGAGAGCGAGGACCUGGCCCAGGGCCUGGUGGACUGGGUCAAGGCCCACUGGGAAGCCAUGUUUGGAGUCAAGCUGAUCACGAACAUCAUAGAGUCCGGAAUAUGACACGCCACUGCUUCCAACCCAGAACGAUGGCUGGACCGGAGGGUCCAUGUGAUGCCUCCAAAGGGAAAAGCUCUUUUGAUUCUUCUAAGAUUACCCAGGAUGCCCUCUUCUGCCCCCCCCUUCCAGGCCUCCAAAGAUCUCCUCACGCUGUGUUCCCUCCUGCUUCUCAUUUUAUUUUUAUAUUUUUUUCUGAUGUUUAAAAAAUUUGGCACAAAUGAUGGAAAGUAUUUUUUUUUUGGUUUUGGUAGAUUUGUUCUGGUUACACUGUGCAGAGGGAGGGAAUGUCUUUGUUUAUACGAGCCAGACUCCAAUCAGAGCUGUGCAAAAUUUGAUGACUGUUUUUAGUGAUCAGGGGUGUGCGUGAGUCUUGCUCUUCCAGCAGACAGCUCACUCGGAGGUCCAAGAGCAGUUCUUUGUCCAGCACUAGGCCCCACAGUCCACUGGGUAGGCUUAAGGCUUAUCCAUCCAAAUAUACUUCCUCGGCUGAGCAUGAGUGUCAGAGACUCUUAAAAGGGCAGUGAAACAAAUAUUUGUGUUUGUGGUUAUCUUGUACACAGAAGACAGCAGCAAUAAAGAAACACAUUAGCGUGUAAAAACAGAAAGUUCCUGCUGCGGUGUGCCGGGGACGUGGCUGGGGAGCCGCAGACAGCUUGUGUCAGGAUACCAGGCUGGGAUGGGCACCGUGGGCAAUCGCUGGCAGUUCAACUCGACCACCCUCUCAAACUGAGAAUCUUCAUGUUUAGUGUAAGAGUGGAUGCCAUAUGGAGCGUGCUGCUCUGAGCCGUGGAGUCCCAUCUGAUAGCCGGAUUCCACAGGAGUGCGUCAGGGGGCUUGGCCUUCACCCUUAACCCUGGGUCACAGGACACUGUAGAUAGUGAAUGGAUGAGUUUCGGAAAUGCAAGAUUAUAAUAGGUAUUUAUUCUACCAUGUGUGUCAUCUGCCUUGUUGUCUGUAAGCUGAUGUGUGGGAAAAGGUGCAGAUUUUAUUUGAGAAGGAAAUCCAUUGUUCUCAUUCUAUAUGAUGCUUUUGUGUGAAUCGUAAUGUAAAAAUGGACGUAGUGCUCUUCGGUCAGUAAAAUAAAAUGUAAACACGC
Molecule: messenger RNA, 4752 nt
Organism: Paramormyrops kingsleyae
Lineage: Eukaryota; Metazoa; Chordata; Actinopteri; Osteoglossiformes; Mormyridae
Gene: stk11ip
Product: serine/threonine kinase 11 interacting protein
Biological process (GO): intracellular protein localization
Cellular component (GO): cytoplasm
Molecular function (GO): protein binding
Source: RefSeq, a predicted model, not a curated record